This is a messenger RNA of Acomys russatus (golden spiny mouse), 2556 nucleotides long. RefSeq names its product synoviolin 1 (gene Syvn1). The transcript is spliced from 16 exons. Gene Ontology annotation, cellular component: cytoplasm. Bases 550 to 2394 code for a protein of 614 amino acids. The record is from RefSeq and is a predicted model, not a curated record. NCBI's taxonomy places the organism in Eukaryota, Metazoa, Chordata, Mammalia, Rodentia, Muridae.
GCCAUAUAUCUGUUUUCUGCAUCCAGCUUUUUCCAGGAAGCGCUUUACUUCUUGCGGUGCCGUAUCUGUCCCUGGAGCCAGGCGCUGGCACAUUAUAUUUCUUUUAUGCCUGACAUAAAGUCUGGCUUUUGCUCGCUCCUGUCUCCCCUUCCAAAUGGGACGUCCCGCGGAAUGCCCCAUCUUCCAGGCACUUUGAGAGCCGGAGGCCUGGAGGGGCUUAGGGUAGUGAUUCUACAACGGUGACUAACAAGUGGCGGGUGGGGGCUUCAGGCCUCUCCCGCUGCCCUCUUGGUCGUGACCACACGCCACACCUCUUGCUGGUCUCGGCUGCGUGCGCACGGGCCCCAAAAGCGCCGGCGAAAUCGCUGCGCGCAAAGCGCACUUGGUACGGUCCACUCCGCCCUGCCCCGCGCCGCCGGAAGUGAGGUGUCUUACCCCCGAAGUUCCGGUUCGCAGGGGGUGGGGAGUGUUGUUAACCGGAGCGGCUGCUGCAGUCGCGGUGAUUGAGCGGGCUCGCGGCGCUGGGCUCCUGGUCUCUGGGCCAGGGCGAUGUUCCGCACCGCAGUGAUGAUGGCGGCCAGCCUGGCGCUGACCGGGGCAGUGGUAGCCCAUGCCUACUACCUCAAACACCAGUUCUACCCCACUGUGGUGUAUUUGACCAAGUCCAGCCCCAGCAUGGCAGUCCUGUACAUCCAGGCCUUUGUCCUCGUCUUCCUUUUGGGCAAGGUGAUGGGCAAAGUGUUCUUUGGGCAGCUGAGGGCCGCAGAGAUGGAGCACCUUCUGGAACGGUCCUGGUAUGCUGUCACGGAGACUUGCCUGGCCUUCACUGUUUUUCGAGAUGACUUCAGCCCCCGCUUUGUGGCGCUCUUCACUCUCCUCCUCUUCCUCAAAUGCUUCCAUUGGUUGGCUGAAGAUCGCGUGGACUUUAUGGAACGGAGCCCCAACAUCUCCUGGCUGUUUCACUGCCGCAUCGUCUCUCUUAUGUUCCUCCUGGGUAUCCUGGACUUUCUCUUCGUCAGCCACGCUUAUCACAGUAUCCUGACCCGUGGGGCUUCUGUGCAGCUGGUGUUUGGCUUUGAGUACGCCAUCCUGAUGACCAUGGUGCUCACCAUCUUCAUCAAGUAUGUGCUGCACUCCGUGGACCUCCAGAGCGAGAACCCCUGGGACAACAAGGCUGUGUACAUGCUGUACACGGAGCUGUUUACAGGCUUCAUCAAGGUCCUGCUGUACAUGGCCUUCAUGACCAUCAUGAUCAAAGUGCACACCUUCCCUCUCUUCGCCAUUCGGCCCAUGUACCUGGCCAUGAGGCAGUUCAAGAAAGCUGUGACAGAUGCCGUCAUGUCCCGCCGAGCCAUCCGCAACAUGAACACGCUCUACCCAGAUGCCACUCCCGAGGAGCUCCAGGCAAUGGAUAACGUCUGCAUCAUCUGCCGAGAAGAAAUGGUGACCGGUGCUAAGAGACUGCCCUGCAACCACAUCUUCCAUACCAGCUGCCUGCGCUCCUGGUUCCAGCGACAGCAGACUUGCCCUACGUGUCGUAUGGAUGUCCUGCGGGCAUCGUUGCCAGCCCAGUCACCGCCUCCCCCUGAGCCUGCUGACCAAGGACCACCCCCUGCCCCUCAUCCCCCGCCACUGCUGCCACAGCCCCCAAAUUUCCCCCAGGGCCUCCUGCCUCCUUUUCCUCCAGGCAUGUUCCCACUGUGGCCCCCAAUGGGCCCUUUUCCACCUGUCCCACCUCCACCAAGCUCAGGAGAAGCUGCCGCCCCUCCAUCCACCAGCGCAGCUGUUUCUCGGCCCAGUGGAGCAGCUGCCACCACCACAGCUGCUGGCACCAGUACCGCUGCCCCAGCAUCUGGCUCUGUACCUGGCCCAGAGGCUGGCCCUGCCCCUGGCUUUCCCUUCCCUCCUCCUUGGAUGGGUAUGCCUCUGCCACCACCUUUUGCCUUCCCGCCGAUGCCCGUACCUCCUGCGGGUUUUGCCGGCCUGACCCCAGAGGAGCUGCGGGCACUGGAGGGCCAUGAGCGGCAGCAUCUGGAGGCCCGACUGCAGAGCCUGCGCAACAUACACACGCUACUGGAUGCUGCCAUGCUGCAAAUUAACCAGUACCUCACUGUGCUGGCCUCCUUGGGGCCCCCCAGGCCAGCUACUUCAGUGAACCCCACGGAAGAGACUGCCUCUCCAGUGGUAUCUGCUGCCCCUUCCACCAGCGUCCCCAGCUCUGAGGCCCCUACCCCAUCCCCAGGGGCCUCCUCACCAGUCCCUGAAGUUGAAAAGCCUCCAGCUCCCGAGUCAGUCGGCAGCGCGGCAGAGGAGCUUCCUGAGGAUGGAGAGCCUGAUGCUGCAGAACUCCGCCGACGUCGCCUGCAAAAGCUGGAGUCCCCUGUUGCCCACUGACACUGCCCAGACCUGGCCCUGACCCUGCUCUCUCGAGUGGCCCUCACUGGAACACAUCCUGCCACCAAGUGCCAGCUCCCUCUCUGCCUGCACCAGGGAGUAAUAACCCCAGCUGAGAAAAGUGGCAGUAUCCCUGAGGCCAAGAAGUGGCUGAGUUCCCAG